AUAGGAACCUCAGAUACAACACCAAAAACAGAAAGAUGGCCGCCAUUGCAACUAGAUUCCCGUUGAAUCACCGGAAUUUAGCGUACGGUUGCCCCGAAUUCAAGUUCCCGGAGCAACCCGAUUCGCUUGGAUCCGAUAUGGAGUUGGAGUUUCUCGAAGACAGUGACCAGGGAAUCCUGGGAAACUGCGACGGCGAUAAAUUUCGAGGUAACAACGAUGGAAAUGUAGAAGGUGACGACGACGAUGACGGGAAAGAAAACGACGGAGGUAGCGAUGAAAAUAGCAAGAGUUUCUGGGAGAGCCAGCACCAGGCUUUACAGAAAACUUUGUUUAGAACUAGCUCUAUAGAAUUGAGAAUUAGGAACGCUACAAAGGAAGCUCUGAAAGAUAUUCAGACGGAAAGAACCGUUUGUGCUUGCCGGAAAUCAUCAACGGCGGAAAAUUGCCGGAGUUGUCUCAUGAGAGAGGUUUGUAGUCGGCUCCAAAACGCCGGUUUCAACAGCGCCGUUUGCCGGACUAAAUGGAGAAGCUCCCCAGAUAUCCCUUCAGGGGAGCAUAAGUUUGUGGAUGUGAUAGAAAAUUCAAGAAAAGGUGAAGUAAGGGUAAUAAUCGAGUUGAAUUUCAGAGCAGAGUUCGAGAUCGCAAGAGCAAGUGAAGAUUACAAUCGUUCAGUCCAAAGAUUACCAGAAGUUUUCGUCGGUAAAGUUGAGAGAUUAAGCAAUGUGAUCAAAAUCUUGUGUUCGGCUGCCAAGAAAUGCAUGAAGGAAAAGAAAAUGCACAUGGGGCCAUGGAGGAAACAGAGAUACAUGCACGCCAAGUGGCUAAAAUCAUGCGAAAGGAACACGUCGACGCAGUCCUUUCCGGUUGGAUGUACCGGCAGCCGGUUGACGAAGCCGAGAGCGUCGAUGUUGACUGAAGAUUUGCUCGGAAAGUUAUCCAACGUGCGUUGUACAGCACUCGAGGUUGUAUAGAUGAUGAAUACUACUGAUACGCAAAUUUCAUAUGAGGUUGCGUUAUAUGGAUAAAUAAUGAUAGAUAUGAUCCAGAAAUGAGGGUUCUCGUCGGAAUUUUUGUUCUUUUUCUUACAUGUUUUUGCUUGAAUGUAUGAUGUUAAAAAAUCUGGUUCAGAAAGUUACAGAUUUGAUGACAGAAUAUGGUGAGUUAUGCAG
Hibiscus syriacus is the source of this 1169-nucleotide messenger RNA. RefSeq lists its product as uncharacterized. NCBI's taxonomy places the organism in Eukaryota, Viridiplantae, Streptophyta, Magnoliopsida, Malvales, Malvaceae. Bases 36 to 971 code for a protein of 311 amino acids. The transcript is spliced from 3 exons. The record is from RefSeq and is a predicted model, not a curated record.